Cucumis melo (muskmelon) is the source of this 1479-nucleotide messenger RNA. Its product is annotated as heparanase-like protein 2. NCBI's taxonomy places the organism in Eukaryota, Viridiplantae, Streptophyta, Magnoliopsida, Cucurbitales, Cucurbitaceae. The transcript is spliced from 9 exons. Gene Ontology annotation, molecular function: beta-glucuronidase activity. Bases 1 to 1479 code for a protein of 492 amino acids. Gene Ontology annotation, cellular component: plant-type cell wall; membrane. The record is from RefSeq and is a predicted model, not a curated record.
AUGGGUAAUAUUGUGGUAGAUGGAACUACAAGAAUAACAGAAACAGAUGAGAAUUAUAUCUGUAUGACUAUUGAUUAUUGGCCUUUUAAUGAGUGCUCUACAAUUCCUUGUCUUUGGGAUGGAAAUGCAUCGGCACUCAAUUUGAACUUGUCUCUUCCUACACUUACCAAGGCUGUGCAAGCUUUCAAGACUCUUAGGAUUAGAGUAGGAGGUUCUUUGCAAGACAAAUUGAUUUAUGAUGUUGGGAGCUUCAAGGGAAAUUGUCCUCAAUUUGUAAGGAAUAGCACUGCAAUGUUUCAUAUCAGUGAGGGUUGUUUGUCUAUGGAACGGUGGGAUGAUUUGAACCAAUUUUUCAAUAAGACAGGGGCAAUAGUGACUUUUGGCUUGAAUGCCCUCUUGGGAAGGCAACAUACUUCAGGAUUGCGAUGGGAAGGAGAAUGGAACUACACUAAUGCAGAGGCAUUUAUUCAAUACACGAUUGAGAAGAAUUAUCGAAUCAAUUCAUGGGAGUUUGGUAAUGAAAUGGUUGGUCAUAAUAGUAUUGGGGUAAAUAUUACUUCAGCACAAUAUGCAAAGGAUUUGAUCAAGCUUAGGGAGAUUAUUGAUCGUUUGUACAAUAACUCCCAACAAAAGCCGUUGAUAGCAGCCCCAAGUGCAUUUUUUGAUGCCUCAUGGUAUAAAGAUUUUGUUUAUGGAACAGGUCCGGGCAUCGUUGACAUUCUCACUCAUCACAUAUACAACAUGGGUGCAGGAUAUGAUCCUAAGGUAAUCGAUAAUUUUUUGGAUCCUAACUAUCUUAGCAAAGAAUCAAGGGAUUUCCAACAACUUAAGAACAUAGUUGAAAACAAUGCCCCUUGGUCUGUUGCUUGGGUUGGAGAAGCUGGUGGAACCUUUCAUGGUGGUAGUCCUUAUAUUUCUAAUACAUUUGUUGAUGGAUUUUGGUACAUCGAUCAACUUGCAAUGGCUGCUUUGUACAAUACCAAAGUAUAUUGUAGACAAACUUUAGUCGGUGGAUUUUAUGGUAUUCUCUUACCCUAUAUUCUAGCCCCUUCUCCAGAUUAUUACGGAGCUCUUCUCUUUCAUCGACUUAUGGGUUCUGGUGUUCUCAAAGUUGACAAUAACGUCUCUUCUUAUUUGCGUACUUAUGCUCAUUGCACCAAAGAAAGAAGUGGUGUAACCAUGCUUUUCAUUAAUCUAAGUAAUCAAACGGAGUUCACAAUUGACAUUAAAAACAACACGAUGAACAUGGGUUUGCCCAAUAAGCCAAGUCAAAGGGAAGAAUAUCAUUUGACUCCAAAUAAUGGCUUAGUUCGAAGUUCGACGGUGCUUUUGAAUGGAAAUUUAUUGAAAACCACAGAAGAUGGAGAUUUACCAGAUCUUACGCCUAUUUAUCGUGAUAGUAAUUCUUCUAUUACUGUUGCUACUUGGUCCAUUGUUUUUGUUGUCAUCCCUGAUUUUGAAGCCCCGGCAUGCAAAUAA